Messenger RNA from Nymphaea colorata (pocket water lily), 1451 nucleotides. RefSeq lists its product as uncharacterized. The transcript is spliced from 3 exons. The record is from RefSeq and is a predicted model, not a curated record. NCBI's taxonomy places the organism in Eukaryota, Viridiplantae, Streptophyta, Magnoliopsida, Nymphaeales, Nymphaeaceae. The coding region runs from base 167 to 1276 and encodes 369 amino acids.
AAAGGGUAUCAGUGAUCGUUGCCCUCACUAAGGUACCAACAUUGGGUAGUGAUUCUAGUUCUUUCUCUUGCCAUCUCAUCCUCACUUCGUAAGACUGAAUCUGCUAUUCCUUUCUAAGUUUAUUCGAUCCAUCACUUCUGAUGCCACUGCUAAGAAGCUUUCGAGUAUGAUCGUUUUAAUGGCCUGCGAUUCAAAACCAGUUGCAACAAGAAGGCUCUGUGACGUUCUGGAGGAAGAGCAAGAGCCGUGUAUGCUCGACGUCGCCACAUUUCAGCAUAAUCAUUCUAGCAAAAGCAAGGACUUCUGCAAUAAUGGGAGAAGGACGUGGUUGUCUUCGCCUAUAUCAAACAAGGAGCAGGAGAAGAAGAGGAGGAUGUCUCAUCAAUCUGCAGUGUGCUCAAGGACUCUCAAAUAUAUGUUAGAUCAGUUUGCUUUCCCUUGCAAGAUUCAUGGUACUCAGACGCUGCACAUCAAAGGUCACCAAGAAGUUAAAAAAAGGCAUUCAGUCAGACAAUGCGGUGGAAUGUCAUCUUGUAGAAUCAGCAGAUACUUUGAUCCAUUUUGCAAGAGAGAUAUGACAGACCAUUAUUCUGUCUCAUCUUGUUCAGACCCUAUCAAGGCAUUGAACCUCUCCGAUACUGUCACUGAGAAAGAGGUAAAGGAAGACAACGCGCAGGUAAGCCAUAUGUCUGUCCGGGAGAUACCAAUAGGAGAAACUUUUCCAACCGACAACUUCAAAUCAGAGGGACACCGGCAAUCAGAUGUAAGCCUGAAGCUCCUUUGCAGAGUUGCAGAUGACUCCUGGUUCUUUUGGUCACUAUGGGAGCAAGUAGUGCAGGCAAUUAAACAAAAGCAGGGUCUUAAGGACUCGAAACUACAAGAGACCUUUGGUUAUUAUUCAUUAUCUCAGUGCUUCAAGACUAAGCAACUAGUGUGCAAUAGCAGGCAGCUUCUCUUUGAUUAUGUGAAGGAGGUAGCAAAGACCGCAGCAAGGUCAGGAAGAAUAAGCGCCUGGACUUGUUGGCAAUGCAUGUUUCAGCAGCAAUUAGGGCCACAACAACAUGUGAAAUCCACGUGUCAGCAGAUCUGCUCUUGGGGAAGAAGCGCAGAUGACAUACAAGAAGCAUCUAAACUGAUAGAAUCAGACCUCUCAAGAAAUGAGUUCUCCCAUCUCAGCAAGCAUGAAACAUAUAGAGUUGUACGUAAGAUAGAAGCUGCAAUUAUUUCUGGCAUCAUUGAUGAGAUAGUUUCAGAUUUACUAUGUCUACCAACAUGAAGAUGUACCUCAUCUAAUAAUUAUUCUACAUGUUCUACUGUCUUUUUUCUAAACUUGGACCAGAGUUACACUAGCAAGUUGUGGGUGUUGGGAGUCUAAACACGUUCGACCUAUCACAAUGCUUUCUGUUACUGUGUGUGGGGCAUUUUAGUCUUUGCAAAAAGAUAAUUUUUUC